Molecule: messenger RNA, 902 nt
Organism: Kogia breviceps (pygmy sperm whale)
Lineage: Eukaryota; Metazoa; Chordata; Mammalia; Artiodactyla; Physeteridae
Source: RefSeq, a predicted model, not a curated record
UCAAAGUAGCUGAGGUCUUCUCUGCGUGGGCGGGGAAGAGCAGCUGUAGGUGUAACCAGCUGCUCCCGUAACGUAAAGUAGUGAGAUGUCCGCACUCUUCCCGCCCCAGCUUUCAGUGCCCCCUCUGUUUGCAGUCGGACUCACAGACCCAGGAAGGGAAAGACAUGCCCAGGGAGAAAAUGUGCUGGAAACAGCCUGUGAAAAGGCAGCGAGAAGAAUGAAACACAGAGAGCCAGGAACACAGCACAGAAAAAGAGAAAUGACUCGAGAAGAUCUGACCAUUCACAGUUACCCUGAGUGGAAGUGCCAAAGACUUGCUUCCUGGAGCGCUUUGAGAUUCAGUUCCCUCACAUUGGACUAAUGCAAAAGACACCGGAAUCCAUCACACAUACAAUGUUAAAAGAGUCCAAUAAUCCACGUUUAUCUCGGCAAGUGGAGGAGAAGCUACCGCCGAUCUACAAAGUGCGGGAGAAGCAAGCAGUAAAUAACAACUUCCCCUUCUCUGUACACGACAAUCGUCACAGCCUUCAGAACUCUGGAUUCUACCUUGACUCUGGCCUGGGACGUAAGAAGAUCUCCCCAGAAAAAAAGCAACACAUUUCAAGAAAUUUCAAUCUUUGGGCGUGUGACUAUGUUCCAUCUUGUCUCGAUGGCUUUUCAAAUAACCAAAUAUCAUAUGUCUGUCAGGAAGCUGUGGUGGUCCCAAUUUUCAGACGCUUUCCAAGACAUUAUAAUGAGUUAUGGAACACUUUUAAAUUUAUUCCCCAGCAAAGCUCUACAGAGUAUUUGAAGAAGAAUCCAAAAGUAAGGUUCAUGAUUGACAAAAAGGCCGGUUCUCCACUGGAGCCCUAACCCUUCCAGAAGAUUCUUGAUGAGGUUUGCAAUAUCGUCAUUUCAUCGCA